ACACUGUUGUCGCGCAUGUGCGUCAAGACGUCCUCGCCGACCCCCGCCUCGGACCAGGGGGGCGCGUCCGAGGGUGCUGCUGCAGCCCGCGCCGCCCUGGCCGUCAGCCGCAGCAUCUUCCUGCCCCGCGCCGCCGACGCCGUGGCCGCGCUGCUGCCCAACUCCACCGCCUCUGGCGCCACGCAGGCGUCGCCGAGCAAUGCCGCAGCCCAGGCCCAGCCCGGCCAGCCCCCUGCGGAGCCCACGGAAGCACGUCAAGCAGUCGCCUUCCGCUGUGAGCCUUGCGGCAUCCGCUUCUCGUCGCUCAGCACGCUGGAGGCCCACCAGACCUACUACUGCUCGCACCGGCCCAACGCCCAGGGCCCCAAGGGUGAACACAUGCGGAUGCACACGGCCUCCCCGCCCGCCGCCACGGGGGCGGUGGCGCCGCCGCUUCCCCUGCCGCUGCAGCUCCAGAUGCAGCCGGCCGAGCCCGCAGAUGCGGGAGCAUCGCUGGUGGACCGCUACUGCCAAGACUGCGACAUCCGCUUCUCCUCUCUCAAGACCUUCCGCGCGCACAAGCUGCACUACUGCAGCACCCGGCACGUGCUCAAGGGCUCCGUCGCCGCGGGCUCCUCCGAGUCCGCGUCGCCCUCGCCGGUGGACGGCACCUCAGGCCCCGCGCUGCCAACACGCACCGCGGCGGGCUCGCCCGGCCACGCCAACAUGGCCGUGAACGAGGCCCUGCUCGCCCUGCCCACCAACCCGCCCCUUCUGGUGCCGUACUCGCUGCUGCAGGCCGCCAGCGUGGUGCAGACCGCGGCGCUGAGCGCUGCCCUGGGGGUGGGCGCGGGGGCGGCCCUGGGGGCGGCGUGCCUUCUGUGGUUGCCCGACGGCUCGCUGCAGCCCGUGGCCACGGCCAACCUGCCCUCGGCCAACCUGCCCUCGGCCGGCCGCUCUCGGGCCGCGGGGUCCACAGCGCCGCCGCACCCGUCCCCACAGCAGCAGCAGGCCACCCCCGCCCCGGCGGCGUCCUCCAGGCGCCAGCGGGAGGCUAAGCAAGUGGCCCCCAACCCCGCCCCCAGCAGUGCCCCCGGCAGUGCCCCCACCUCCAGCCCUGGCUCCGCGCCAUCAGGCCAUGGACCGCUGGACCUGAGUGUGCGGCGCGCGUCGGACUGCUCCGACGCCGAUCUGGACGCCGACGACAACGUUCCUGUUCAGGACCACGAGCACGAGGACAUCGUGUGCGCGCCCAGCAUUCCCCUCAUGCUGUCCGCGUCGUCAACGUGUUCCUCGCCUUCCCCGGCACCAGGCCUGGGGCCGUCGCCGUCGCCGCCACCCGUGGCCCCGCAGCCGCCCAUGCCGCCGAUGCCGUCCCGGAAGCGGCCGCACUCGCCGGCCAUGGCGCUAUCGCCGACGGAGAGGGAGAGGGACCGGGGGAAGAAGUCGCCCAGGCGGACGCCCAACGGAGUGGCGGUGGCGACCGCGGCGCCAGUGGUCCCCAAGAAGGAAGCGGAGAUCGUCACCUUGGCCCCCAGCCCUGUGCUGCCCCCCGGCAUGCCUCAGGGGGUUCCCGCCGUGCCCGACCCGCAGCUGCUGCUGCAGUCUGUGCUUGCGGGGGCGCGCCUGCCGCAGGGACUGCAGGGCCUUCCGCAAGGCCUGGCGCAGGGACUUCCCCUGCUGCUCGGCAACCCGCUGGCCGGACCGCUGGAACUGGCGUUGCGCAUGGCUGCCGUCUCCGCGGCCGAGCUGCAGCAACAGGUGGCGUCGCACCCGCCGCCGCCACCGCCGCCCCAGAUGCACGUCAAGCAGGGCGUGUCCAAGUGCCAGGAGUGCAACAUCGUCUUCUGCCGCCACGAGAACUUCCUCGCGCACAAGCGCCACUACUGCCAGGCCAGACUGCAGGACGACGAGGCCGCCGCGGAGGGCAGCAACGCGUCCAGUCCCGCGGCCGUCACCUCCAGGUCGCCGUCGGCCAGCUCGCCGCCCGAGGCGCAGGUCGCCGCCACGCCGGCCAACGCCUCUGCCUCCACGCCGUCCGGCCCCCUCGCCGCCCCCACCACGCACGUGCAGUACAUCUGCGCGCGCUGUCACAUCAAGUUCACGUCGGUGGACAACCUGACCCACCACCAGGCCUACUACUGCCCCAAGCGACCGGUGGACGCCGGGGCCGCUCCCCUGCCGGGGCCUGGCGCCGGCAAAGGGGUGGAGGACAAGGGCAGACGGCGGUGCCCGAAAUGCAAGGUGUCUGUCGCUGCAGAUCAAUUGUCCAGCCAUCAGUGUGACGUGGUUGUGGUGGGGACGGGGACGGGCUGGAGGUGUCCGUGCUGUCCAGUCAUGAGCCCCACCAUCUCGGCCGCCCAGAAGCACAUGGAGACCCACAACGGCAUCAAGGCGUUCCGCUGCACUGUCUGUGGCUACAAGGGCAACACCUUGAGAGGCAUGCGGACGCACAUCCGCAUGCAUUUCGAAAAGGGCCUUCCGGACUUGCAGGAGGAGAAUUACAUCAAAUGUGUGAUGGAGGAUGACGCCGCUCUCCCUGCCCCCAUUCCCAUCCCAGCCCCGCUCGCCACGCCCCCCACUGCAGCGACCGACGCGUCCAGUCUCCCCGGAGCAGGAGCAGUAGCCGCAGAGGUGGACCCUGAUCGUCAGUUUACCUGCAACUUUUGCAGUUUUACGUCGUUAUAUAAAAGUAGCAUACUUCACCAUAUUAAGCAUGCUCACGGUGCAUCCAUUGAAGAGGCUGCAUCGAAUUCUUUAUCCAAUCCAGAUGAUCAAAGACCUUCGAAUGCAUUAAAUGGAACAGACAGAGUAACUAUUAAAGUAGAAAAUCAAGAUAGGGACUUUGAUGCAGUAGAGAAUUUUAAAUGCAAAGAAGAACCAGUGUUUAUUAGUGAUGCAGAAGAACGUGCCUCAAGGUCCAUUCGUACAUCACCCUUAAUUUUAGAAGACUCAAAACCGUCUGUCAAAAGUGCAGAGGAGUUGAACCGAGGCGAUGAAGCUGUGAGUGCAAACAAUAACAAAUCUGGCCCCAAGUACUGUGAAUCUUGCGACAUCUCAUUUUCACUCUAUGAUAGUUUCAAAACUCACAAAAAGUUCUAUUGCAGAUCUGAGCCUGACAGCAAUGUAGUCCAUGCCUCUGCACUCUAACACUUUUCAAUCAAUUCAAAUCAUUUCCCUUGUAUUCUAGCAUUUAUGAUCUGUAAAGGAAACCGAAUCAGUUUCAUAUCUCAAGUAUAUUUGACUGCAUAUGGAGCAAAUUAGUCAGAGAUUGUGUGCUCUCAUGUGUUUGUAAGGUAAUACUUUUUACUGUUAUUUUACUUUAGUUUGUCAUAGUUAUUUAUUGGCAGAGGCUUUUAUCUUUAGUACAUUUAUGUUGAGGUUUUCCUCUCACCCAAAAAAUUUUGAUUGGCCAAUCACUUUACCUAAAGAAUUUAUUUAUUGAAGCCACUAAAAUUUCAUUAAUUUUAAAGUAGACAUGUAGUGUUCAGAUGUGAUACAUUAAGUUUUCAAUUUUCAGAAGUUUGAUAUCUUACUCAAUCAAAAAUUAGAUUGUCUUCCCUGUGAAAUCAUAUAGUAUUCAUGAACUGACAAGGAUAUUUCGCAUUUGCCUGUUAAGGAAAUUUCUACUUUGUGAUAACAAGACUAAUGUUAAAUGAGUUUCUUUUAUUUAUGUGUUUUUGUUGUUGUUGUUUUUUAUGAGGGGAGAAAGCUUUUUUUUUUUUCACAGCCAUUGGUGAAAACUUGUGAAGUCUUGUGCUGAAACCUGUAUAAGAUUGUAACUAGUCCUGCAAGUUAGCUAGACCCCAUUAUUUAGCUACACUGUUUUUGAUAUAAUCCUCUUGUUUUCUGUUUACGUUGCCAUUUUAAAUGCUAGCAGAGACAUUUUAUUUUAUACUCUGCAUUGUCAAAUGGUUUUCAAAUGUUGUGAGCCUGCCCUGGACAACAGAGGCAUUUCCCUAGUUCAUUUGAUGACAACUCUUAUUGUUUUGAUGCGAAUGUAAAAGUGCCUGGUAUAAAAGUUUGCCCCCUCCCCCUGUAUAGUUCAAGGGAAAAUAUUUUUUUGGCCUUAUGGCUUUGCCAGUUGCAUUUAUUGCGUGGUUCUCAACUUUCAAUGCAAAAGUACACAUGUUUUACAAGCACAAAUACUCAUUUAAAUUUUUCUUUUUUAAAGUAACUUUUAUGGAUUAGAAACAAACCAAUGAUUGCAUCAUGAUCAAUGUUGCCUGGUGGCAAAGACUCAAAAAUAUGGGGGGUUAGCUUUUCUAGGUUGAAGGCUAAUUUACCAAGGUCAAGAACCCUAAAAUGUGCAACUCGUUACGAUACCAGUAAUGCUCUCACAGGAGGGAAGAAACUUUGAACUAAUUUUUUGUUCGUGAGUGUGUGUGUGUGUGCGUGUGUGUGUGUGCGCGUGCUUGUGUGAAGACAGAGAAAAGUGGAGGCGACAGUGAAAGUGGACUUAAGUAUUCAUGUGUGUAUAGUACAUGCAAUAUUCUGUGCCAUUUAAUGUAAAUUUUUACGACAAUCCUGUGAUAGCUCAGAGCCUUAAAGGUUUCUUUACCAGUGUCAUAUAUUCUUAAAUAAUUGGCUAAAAUUUGAAGUUAAAUAAAAUAGCACUCUGCAUGUACAUGCAGAAUAAUUUAGAUCCCACUCCUGCUUUCCUCAUAGAGUGUGAAAGUGAGAGACAGAAAAGUUUGAUUUGCUUCAGAUUAAAAUUUUCAGGAUCUGUUAAAUCUGAAUCUUUUAGUACUAUCAUAUCCAGUUUUUAACUUAAUACUUGUACCACGAAGAAGUGAUGUAUUAUGUGUGUUGUUGCGCCAUUCAGGCCUUCAAGGCCAGUGUAGAUAAAUGUGUAGAGAUUGUAAUUUAAGCUUUUACUUCUUUAAAUCUGUGGUACCUUCUCUACACAACAAUAUUCCAGUAAAAUCAAGGUAACCUUAAAUAAAGUUUCACGGCGAUAUAUAUUUGUUGCAAUAUGAAAUGUGAUUCCCUUCAGAUUAGUCAUUUUUGUUAUGUUUGCAUUUUGUUCUGAAGUUAGUAUUUUAAAAAGCAGGUUGUUAGACCUAAUCAGAUCAAGUAAAGUUACCAAAAACGCAAAAAAAAACUGUAGAUUGCUUGCUUCAUUUAUUUAAUGAAUGUGACAAGGAUCAACCCAGAGCAGCUCGUGGUAUAAUGUUUGGAGUUUUAAUAAAAUAAGUAUUGAUACAGGUGCAACCUUA
Thrips palmi is the source of this 5198-nucleotide messenger RNA. It is a transcript of the gene ush, whose product is annotated as zinc finger protein ush. Gene Ontology annotation, molecular function: RNA polymerase II-specific DNA-binding transcription factor binding. Bases 16 to 3129 code for a protein of 1037 amino acids. Gene Ontology annotation, cellular component: nucleus. The record is from RefSeq and is a predicted model, not a curated record. Gene Ontology annotation, biological process: heart development; cell differentiation; positive regulation of transcription by RNA polymerase II. The transcript has 7 exons. NCBI's taxonomy places the organism in Eukaryota, Metazoa, Arthropoda, Insecta, Thysanoptera, Thripidae.